Messenger RNA from Caenorhabditis elegans, 1218 nucleotides. It is a transcript of the gene C24G6.8, whose product is annotated as putative peptidyl-tRNA hydrolase 2. The record is from RefSeq and is marked reviewed. The transcript is spliced from 4 exons. NCBI's taxonomy places the organism in Eukaryota, Metazoa, Nematoda, Chromadorea, Rhabditida, Rhabditidae. The coding region runs from base 145 to 1095 and encodes 316 amino acids. Gene Ontology annotation, molecular function: peptidyl-tRNA hydrolase activity.
AUAGUUUUAAGGAAGUCGCUGAACUUGACACGGACAACUGGGAAAACAUCCGAGGUCCAAGAGAUACUGAAGAUCUCACCGACUAUAACCUAAUCAAAAAGCAGCAACAAGAAGCUAGUCGCAAAGUUCGAGAGUUGAAAUCUAAUGUCUGAAAACAUCCCCGACAUUGACCCCAACGAGCUCCUUCCAAACGCGCCAGGACAACAUCAGGACCUUGGAGUUGAUAAUCCUCCAGAACCAGAUAACGCUUCAAUCCGAGCAGAGAGAGGUUCACCGACUCCGUCGUCCGUGACAGUCGACAACGCACCCUCCCUGCCGGAUCGGUCAUUCUCGCAUUUACCAAUUAACGAUCCUUUCAGCGGAGAAAUUCCAGAAGUGCCGAUCCCAUCAUCUGCAAUCUCAAUCUCCAGUCAAGCUUUAUCUGAUCCAGUUCCCACACCAUCCGACACUUCAAGACCUGGAAUUCUUCGCAACGACGAGCAAGGUUCGACAUCCAGUCAUCCAGUCGAUCCACAAGAACCUAACGAAGUUAACAACGAGUAUUUGGCGCAUCUUCUCGAUUUAGGAUUCGACGAGUACACUGCAGUUCUUGCGUUGAAAAGAACGAAUAGCGCCGGCGUUGAACAGGCAGUUGCUUGGAUUGUUGAACGUUCCAACGAAAGCGAUUUCGACGAGGAUUCGAGUAGCAGUGAGAACGAAGCAGACGAAGAAAUGGGAGCUGUUCAAUCAGUUGCCGGACGUACCCAUAAAAUGGUUCUUGUCGCCAACAUGAGUUUGAAAAUGGGAACGGGAAAAAUUGCUGCACAAGUUGGCCACGCUACUCUCGGAGUCUACCGUCAAGCUAUGAACUCUGAAAACGGACAAAAUGCGAUCGCCGCGUGGACAAGACAUGGUCAGGUUAAAAUCGUCGUGAAGGGACAGAGCACGGAGCAACUGAUGGAUCUGUGUAAAGUGGCCAAGGAUGCAGGAUGCUAUUACUAUCUAGUUCAAGAUGCUGGUUACACCCAAAUUCCGGCUGGUUCAAGAACUGUUCUUGGUAUUUUUGGAACUGUCGAGCAAGUGGAUUCGGUCACAGGAGGACUCAAAUUGCUCUAGAUUUAAAUUAUUUUUUAUAAUCUGUUUGCGUUCUCGUUUUCUCCCCAUUUAUCUCCCCAUCAGUACAUUGUUUUUAACGAUGGCAACGAUGAAUAAAUGGAAAAGUGGUUUUCACUGUCAAAU